UUUGCUCAGAUCUAGAGUAAUCAAAAUGUCUGAGGAAAAUACUGCUACUAAUCCAAAGAAAUCAGCCGUGGAUGAGAGGGUUGAUAAGUUGGAAGCUGCAAUGCAAACUGUGGCCGCUACUCUUCAGACUAUCAGUCUUACUUUGUCUACUUUGACUACUGGUUCAAUUCCUUCAACUGCAUACUUAGUGCCCUCAACACCAGCUCCACCUGUCCCUAUUCCACCAUCUAUUAUCACAUCGGGAAUCCAAACUAAUUUCAAGUUCAAGCAGCCAGAUUUUGAUAAGUAUGAUGAUUCAGGGUGUCCUUAUGCCCACCUGCAGAUGUAUGCUAGGAAGAUGACAGCUUAUGCCAAUCAUGAGAGGGCGCUCAUUCAUUACUUUCAAGAUAGUCUGUCAGGCCCAGCAAGUAUUUGGUUCUCCAUUCUUAACAAGAAGAAGAUUCGCACUUUCAAGGAUGUGUCUCAAGCUUUCAUGAAGCAGUAUGAGUAUAAUAUCAAUCUAGCUCCUACAAGGGAUAACUUGCAGAGAGUCACCAAGAAAGUGACAGCGGGUGAACAAAUUGAAGAUGGACUUAAGACAGGCCUAAUUAUGGACUUUCAAGCCAUCCAGAAACAGUUAGAACAAGUCAAAAUGGGCAGUGCAGGAUCUACUUCAAAGAAGUUUGCCCCCGGAGGAAAGAAAGAAGAUGAAGAAGCUUUCAGUCAUAUUUCCACUUGUCAUACAAAACCAGUUUAUAAUGUGGCAAAGAUUUCUUAUAAUCGGCAGCCUCAAUUGCAAUACACUUCAGCCUUUAAGCCUACCACUUAUCCGUUUUGGUAUGAUCCACAAGCUAGGUGCGAAUAUCACAAUGUGGUGGGUCAUGGUACUGAAUAUUGUGCAACUUUGAGGCAUAAAAUUCAAGAUCUCAUCGAUAAAGGGAAACUUCAGCUUGAUACUAAGGAAGCCGAGAGCACUCCGAACAUCACUCGAAAUCCUUUACCCCCUCGCGAUGCAAGCACAAUGAAUAUGGUUGCCCUUGAUGAAGUUGCCCUUGAUGAAGUUGAAAAGCCCUUUAAGGAAGUGGCUGUGGAUGAUAUUACUGAUGAAGUUUGUUUUGAUGAUGAGGAAGACUAUUUUGGCUUCAACAACCUCUUUGGGCCAGCCAACAUGAUAGAUUCUAAGGAAAGGUGGAGAAGGAUGCUCGCUGAAAAGGCAUCCAUGGAGAAGCACCCCAGCUUCCAUCUUGUUCAUCAUGCGAAGGCUCCAAUGGGUUCACAUGAGUCUAUGCUUCUUGGAACAAGGGAAGAAGAAUCACUAUGUGACUCAUUGAGAAAUUUGACUAUAAAUGCUUUAGAUGAGGAAGAAUUGGAAUUUGAUAAGGGAGUUUCACUAGUCAAUGGAAGCUUUUAGGCUAAUUGGACAACGGAACUUCUCCCUGCAGCUUUCAUCUUUGAGUAAGAAGAGUCAGCCUUUAGUAGUUUUGCUUGUGACUACAUGAAGGGAGGGAUGCAACAAGCACCUUUAUAUUUUUUGAAAUUUAUGUUAUCAUGCUUCUAGUAUUCCCAUGCUUUCCUUUUAAAUAAGACAUGUUGCAAUUC
Rubroshorea leprosula is the source of this 1578-nucleotide messenger RNA. NCBI's taxonomy places the organism in Eukaryota, Viridiplantae, Streptophyta, Magnoliopsida, Malvales, Dipterocarpaceae. The record is from the annotation of a GenBank genome assembly.